GCUCACCCGUUCUCCCCCUCCCCUCAGUCCUCCAGACCCGCUUCAUCGAGGAACCGGAGGACCAGACGGUGGUUGCUGGGCAGAAGGUAGUGCUGUCCUGCGUGGUGCUGAACUACUCUGGGAUCGUGCAGUGGACCAAAGAUGGCCUGGCUCUGGGGAUGGGACAAGGCCUCAGAGCCUGGCCACGCUACCGGAUCACUGGGGUGACAGAUUCCGGCCAGUUCAAUCUGGAGAUCACCGACGCAGAGCUCUCUGACGAUGCCUUAUAUGAAUGCCAGGCCACAGAGGCUGCCCUGCGAUCGCGGCGUGCCAAGCUGAACGUCCUCAUUCCCCCUGAAGACCCGAUGAUUGACGGGGCCCCCGAGAUUUUGCUCCGUGCUGGCACACCACACAACCUCACCUGCCGAGCACAAAACGCCAAGCCUGCGGCCACAAUCAUCUGGUUCCGCGAUGGGUUGCCACAGUCCGAGGCUGCUACUGCCACGGAAGUCUUAAUGGAUGGAAAGAGAAAGACCACCAUCAGUCAGCUGCUCAUCACGCCCACCGACCUGGACAUCGGGCGAGUCUAUGUGUGCCGUUGCAGCAACGAGGCCAUCCCUGCAGGCAAGGAGGCCUCCAUCAAGCUCAACGUUCACCACCCUCCAACGGUGACGCUGUCUAUUCAGCCCCAGACGGUGCAGGAAGGAGAAAGAGUCACCUUCACCUGCUUGGCCAACGCCAAUCCAGAGAUCAAGGGCUACAGGUGGGCGAAAGGCGGAACGAUUAUUGAGGAUGCCAAGGAGAGCAAAUAUGAGACGCAGGUGGAUUACACCUUCUUCACGGAGCCGGUCUCUUGUGAAGUGCGCAAUGAUGUGGGCAGCACCAACGUCAGCAUCCUGGUGGACGUCCAUUUCGCUCCUCGGAUUGUGAUGGACCCAAAGCCCCUGAUCACCGAUAUUGGCUCGGACGUCACCUUGACCUGUGUGUGGACUGGGAAUCCCCCGCUGACCCUCACCUGGGCCAAGAAGGAAUCCAACAUGAUACUUGGAAACAGCAACCAGCUGCACCUCAAGUCUGUCACACAGUCAGACGCGGGGCUGUACGUCUGCAAGGCCAUCGUGCCACGGAUCGGGGUGGGCGAGCGUGAAGUGGCCCUCUUGGUCAAUGGUCCGCCGAUCAUCUCCAGCGAUUCCAUCCAGUACGCUGUGCGGGGGGACCGAGGAAAAGUCGAGUGCUUCAUUGGGAGCACGCCCCUCCCCGACCGAAUCGCCUGGGGCUGGAAGGAGAAAACCUUGGAGACGGGCACCUUGGAGCGCUAUACCGUCGAGCGGAGCAACACGGAGGACGGGGUGCUCUCCACACUGACCAUCAACAACGUGAUGGAGGUGGAUUUCCAGACACGCUACAACUGCACCGCCUGGAAUGCCUUCGGUCCGCGGACGGCCAUCAUUCAGUUGGAGGAGAAAGAGGUCCUGCCAGUGGGCAUCAUUGCUGGUGCCACCAUUGCAGCUGGCAUUUUACUCAUCUUCUGCUUCAUCGCGCUGGGAUGUUUCCUCUACCGACGUCGCAAAGGGAGCCGGAAAGACGUGACCCUGCGAAAGCUGGACAUCAAAGUGGAGACGGUGAACCGGGAGCCCCUGACGCUGCACACGGACCGCGAGGAGGACACGGCCAGUGUCUCCACCGCUACACGGGUCAUGAAAGCCAUUUACUCGUCCUUCAAGGAUGACGUGGACCUGAAGCAGGAUUUGCGUUGUGACACAGUGGACACGCGGGAAGAAUACGAGCUAAAGGAUCCCACCAAUGGCUACUACAACGUUCGUGCCCAUGAGGACAGGCCAUCUUCCCGCACGGUGCUCUACACGGACUAUCGCACCCCUGGCCCGUCUCGCUACGAUGGGCGGCCGUCUUCACGCCUCUCCCAUUCCAGCGGCUACGCUCAGCUCAGCAGCUAUGCCCGUGGCCCUGCCUCUGACUACAGCGGAGACCCAGUCCCGGGACCCACAUCGGGCCCGGCCACUGCCGACACGGCCAGCCAACUCUCCUAUGAAAACUAUGGGGGUCAUUCAGGCUUCCCCCCAAGUGCCGGCUAUGCCACCUACCGCCUGGGUUACAGCCAGCCUCCCCCGCCCACCCUGGACCGGGCGACCUACGACACGUACGACCCCCUGGGAAAGUACACCACAGCAACCCGCUUUUCCUACACCUCCUCGGACUAUGGGCAGCGUUUCCAGCAGCGCAUGCAGACUCACGUCUGAAGUGGGCGUUGCAUCUUAGUGGGGUGCAGGUACCUCAUGACUGCCCCCUGAUAUUCAGGGGGCUGUUUCCCCCUGCCCUCCCGGCCUCUUUCCAGGCUGGACUUGUGGACAAUGCCAAGUGUGGCACCUGCUGCCCGGCUGAGGAUAACGCGGUGGCCGCCAGUCCAGCUGCUCUUCUACGGUUUCCUCCCUGUGGCUUUAACAGACUCUGACGGUUCUUUGGUGAGGGUCCAGACUCUCCAGGCGCCCCUUCCUCAAGGGCUCCCCCUUUCUUCCUUGUAAAAGACAGACCAGUGGGGAGGGCGAUGGAGCAGCCACAGAGCAGUCAUUCUCUCCAUCCUGCCUCUGUUGAAACUCAAUCUCCAUCUUACCCGCAGAAGGGGCACGUCCGUUGGCAGCCCCAGGCAAAAGCUGCGGGCAGCCUCCCACUGGGGGCACCGAGGCCCAAUUCGGUACAGUAAGGCCUAAUGGUUGGAGCUAGCCAUCAAGCGGGGGCCAUUGGUCAAGUUUUAGCCCUGGCUUUUUAGACCAGCCAGGAUCAGGUGGCCUUGGGUGCAACAGGUGCCUCCUUAAACCUCCCUCUUAAGAGAAGUGGUUUGCGCUUGGGGCAAUGCUGGUUGGGAAUGGUCAAGCUAAAGUCCGCACCCCUCGUGGACCCCCUUUGGCUGAAGGCUGACGGAGCAAAAGUCCUGUCCGCCUCGGCCAUAGCGCUGCGCGGUGCAAAUUGUGGUACGAAACAGAGUCCUUGGUGGCAAUUCCUCCCCCACUUUCAGGAAGGUGUUCAUAAAACCUGCACCCUGUGUGGGUCCAGUUAUUGGAGGGCAAUAUGGGGUUGCUCUCAGGUGCCCCCCACCCAACCACAGGAGGGUCUCAUCCCCAAGUGAAACUGCUGCCAGCCAGGAGGGUCUCUGCAAGACAUGGCUCUGUGAGUGCCUCCCCUCCAAAGCUUUCUGCCAUGGUAGCCAGCCUGGAGGAAGCCUCUUUUGCACACACCCCCCACCCUCUUGCUUGAGCCCCGUCCCCUGGCGCUGUCCAGACUCUCCUCUGGGCCAGCCUGGUUGCGGUCAGAGGCAGAGGAGACCGCUGCUGGAGCCUGACCUUUGGGAGGUCAGGGCUGGACACACCCUCCGGUCUCCCCCAUGGCCACAUUCUGAGGGGUAAGACCUUACGGGCCUGUCCCAUCCCAAGCAUAAGGGCUUAGGGCUUCUUUCUCUCUCCGGCCUGGACCCACAGCUGUUGCCAGGGGUUGGUGAAAUCAUCCUGUGGGUCUGUGCAGCCUCCCCUCCCGCCCCCCCCCAUUGUCCUACCCUCCUUGCUAGGGAGUGACUGCAAGCUCUUCAGCCUCCUGUGCCUUAAAACUCUUGCUCUGGUGCACCCACUAAAAAGGCAGAGCAAGUUGGGGGGGGGGCAGAUUCACUGACAGGAGGUGCCCCAGGCUG
Messenger RNA from Notechis scutatus (mainland tiger snake), 3676 nucleotides. NCBI's taxonomy places the organism in Eukaryota, Metazoa, Chordata, Lepidosauria, Squamata, Elapidae. The record is from RefSeq and is a predicted model, not a curated record.